Molecule: messenger RNA, 1232 nt
Organism: Ziziphus jujuba (common jujube)
Lineage: Eukaryota; Viridiplantae; Streptophyta; Magnoliopsida; Rosales; Rhamnaceae
Product: succinate dehydrogenase assembly factor 2, mitochondrial-like
Exons: 4
Coding region: 721-1044 (107 amino acids)
Biological process (GO): tricarboxylic acid cycle; mitochondrial electron transport, succinate to ubiquinone; mitochondrial respiratory chain complex II assembly
Cellular component (GO): mitochondrion
Source: RefSeq, a predicted model, not a curated record
GGUGUUAGCCUUUGUUAUCUCCUUAUGUCAUAAGCAUAAAAACCUUAAAGGCUAAUUUUUUUCGUCUACUAAAUCUCAAUGCAGUUCUACACAUUUCUUGAUACAAGUCUAGUGGCUUUGUCAUUACUUCCACAUUUUAUAGCAUUUUUUAGUGAUGGAGAAAUAUCUGGAACUCCUGGGACCCUUGCCACUAGAUUUCUUGCCCUUGGUAAUAUCCGAUUUAGCUAUUUUUCCAACUUAACUGGUUGCAUCAUUGGUAGUGCAAAUACCACAACUAUCUAUUUAAUAUUUCUUGCUUACCUUAAUGUGUGUAUUUUUUGAACUAAGAGUUUUUCUCAUGCUUGCUUAAGUCACCUCAAAGCCAGUUCCACCAUGUAGCUAAAUCGUAAUACUAAACUUACAGUACUAAGAGAAAUAACCUAAAUCUCUCCCCAAGUCACCAAUACAAGUGGGCCUGCAUUACCUAAUAAAAAGUUAACCAAUAUUCAUAUAUUUUGACGUAUGUCAUACCUCUUGGUUUAUGAACAUGGACAACGGUUUCAAGACUGAAGGGGCUUUCACAUUUUCUCUCUCCCUCCCUCUCUCUCUCACAUUCCGAAAAAAUAAAAUGGCAAGUUUGAGAAGGACGUUGAUGAUUGUCGAUUGACUUCUAAAAUUGAUGGCCGCGAUCCACCGUAGCUCCAUUGCAGCAACAACAGUUGAGCUUCCUCUUUUGUUCCCAUGGAGACUCUGCUUUGGCCAUUAUUGGGUUGUGUAAAUGCUGGGUUUUAUCGUUUCUAUUCAAACAAUUUCAACUCGCUUGCUAUCGAUCUCUCAGACGAAGAGAGCAAGAGGUGCCUAUUCAUCAAACUACUAUACAGGAGCAGACAACGUGGGUUUCUGGAAUUGGAUUUGGUUCUAAGAAAAUGGGUGGAGGAGCAUAUCCAUUCUAUGGAUGAAAAUGGAAUCAAAGCUCUUUGCCAUGUCCUUGACCUGCAAAAACUAGUCGAGCUCCUUUUGAUCUCCCAAAAGCGGAAGCUGAAUCACCUGCAGGCUAUAGUGUGAAUGCAAUUUUUCCUAUGUCUUUCAUAUGCUUACAAGAGGAGAGGUGAGAGAUGCGUUUUCAUAGAGGAAAGGACAGCAGAGGUGGAGCAGGGAUUUUUUUUUUUUUCAAUGGAAUGGUAGGAAUGUAAUUAGUAGCCCAAUUGUUGGAUGUGUGAUUUGGUAAAAAAGUCAAUAGUAUUGUGGUAUUG